CUAGGUUUUCUUAUUGUGUUUAUCUUAACAUAUUAAACAUGUAAUAAUAUGUUAAGUUUCCACAAGCUUGGAAUUAUCCAACAAAAUAUUGUUUUAUUAGUCGAUGCUGGCAACUAAUAAGUAAUAAUUACCUAAGUUUAACAUUUUACCAAAAAACUAAUAUGCACCUAGUAUGUAUUUAGGCAUUGCCUGAUUGCAUCAUUACAUGACUGAUUUAACUCAAAACAUAAUGUUAUUUAGAAAAAAAAUCAUCUAUACCUCUUCAUCCGGAUGUUUAUAGUUUAUCUCACGUGGGUCAAUGAAAUAUAUAUACUUUUUUGGGGCAUAUUUCACCGGUUAAAACUUAGUUAGUAAAACAAAGUGUAAUCGAAUGUUUUUCACUUUUGAUUCGAGAUACAGAAUGGUAAGGAAGGAACACAAGGGGAAUGAAAAGAUGUCUCGUCAACAUCUAAAAAUUUUUAGCAACUGUUUUACUUAUUUACGACCACAAAGAAAAAUAUAUUGUCCCUGCCCUAUAUCAUUUUGUCCCUCAUCACUUCCACUUUCAUCAAACAAACAAAACAAAAGCCAUAAAUUUUUGCUCUCUCACCUCUUAUUAGCACAUGUAUCCAUUAUACUGUAAGGCGUUGAGAACUUUUUGUUGAAGAUAUAAAUAUUAAGAAUGAAUCUAGCUGCUACAGUUCAUCAGUAUGGUUUUGCUUUAUAAAUUAUCAAAACUUAUCUACUUUCUUUGUAAAUUAGUUUUAUAUUGUUGGGUGUACUUAAUAAAAUCAAAUAAUACAAAUUAGAAAUUUAUUCACUGGUUUUGUGUUGCCAGUUGAUAAUGAAAUGUCGACACUAAUUUAACAACAGAUGUGAAACAUGUAUUAACACGUUAAGAAAUAACUUUAUAUUGUUUAGAACUUGAUCAACUACAGAUUUGAAACAUGUAUGAACACGUUGAGAGAUAACUUUAUAUAUGGUUAGAACAUGAUCAACUAAACAACAUGCAUGAUCAACUAAACAAAAUCUGUAUUUUUCAAAAUUUAUCUAUGUUAUUGACAAAAGGACUAAUAGAAACACUGCAUUACUUGUUAUAAUAAAGUUAAUCCGUGCUUGUCACCGUUAUUGGAUCAAUUAAGGACAUUAACUUUUUGUAACCCAAGUUUUCCAAUCCUACGCAUGAGCCACUUUGAUCAUUUAGACUUUAACCAUAGUGGAUUAGCAGAACCUUUUUUUUUACUAGAAGAUCAUAAAGUUCAACCCGUGUCUGCUGGCACAAUAUGGUAUUAGACCAAAAACGUAGUCUCGCUACGGCCUCGUGUUCAGUUCUACAGUGUCCAAACUCUAUGCAUGGAUCAUCUGGUCGCUAAGGCUUUGGUUCCAAAUCCAAUGCUUCAGCCGUGGACCGUGGUGGAUUUGUUGCUAAAGGAUAUGCUCAUCUCGGAGAUAAAUUAUUAUUAUUAUUAGUAAAAAUGACUUAUUAUUCUCAUUAAUGUACACAAAUAAAUCACGUGGUGGAACAGCUAAACACAUGCUAUUAACCUGAAAUCUAGAUAGUAAACCAUGUGCACCAAAUCAAAACUAUUAAAAGAUAACUCCUUCCUUUUUAUUUAUUAAAUUAAUCAAAUCUUAGAACCAUCUCAAUUAUAUAAUCUUCAUAUUUUUGGCAUUAUAAAAAAACAGCAGGAAGCUAUUUGCAUGCAGGGAAUAUACAGAACAUGCUCUCUGAUCACUUCCAUGCUUCCUUCUCUGUCUCCUUUGCUUUCUCUUAUUCCAUGUGCUUUCACAUGCUCUUUUCUCUCUCUUUUUAAUCAAACCGGUUCCGGUUUAGUUUUUCCCGGUUCUCAUACUUCAAAAUAACUUUUGUUUUUCUGAUUCAAAAUUUAUCUUUAAAAAAAAACUGUUAGUCCAAUGAGGUUUUGCUGGCUCACAACACAUUCACAUGCAACACCCUCUCUACGAAGCACAUUUUAUUUUAAUGCGCCUAUCAUCUCCCAUUUUAUUGACCAAAUUGCCCCUCAUAAGAUAUUCAUAAAACGCUAAAAUAAUUGGCUUUAGUAUUUUAGGUUAUAUUUUUAGCAAGUCUAAAGUAUAUAAUGAAAUCACUUAUAAAAUUAAGAAAAUUUGAAAGACGUUUUGGAAUGUUGAUAAUGGCAUAGUCACAUAUUCAAAUGUGAACAUAAACAAAUAAUUUCAUAAUUCGUGACUACAAAAACAUAGUUUUUGUUUGUUAAAUAGAAAAUAGGGUUUCAAAUUAUUUUCCUUAACACAGUAGAAGAACAAUGUCUUUUUAGAAUACGUAGUCAGAAAGGAAUAAAUUUUUCAAAUUCAAUUUAUCAUCAAUGUGCAUUCUUAUGAUAUUUUGACAUUUAGUACAAAGAAAAAGACACGAGUUAUCACCCAUGUUAAACAGAAGAGUAAAACAAAGAUUACAAUGAACAAAGGGUCCAACCUUGACAAAACAAAAAGGGGUCCAACAAAGAUAUCAAACGAAAACACUUAUUAGGUCAAAUGAAACUGACUGAAUCAUUUGAUUAUAAACAAAGUGAACGUCCUUCGUACGUACAGUUAAUUCUAAAUAUGUAAAUAAACUGAAAUACGGAUAACUAUGGAAGGGUAAUAUAGGGAAAAAUAUUUGCCAAAAACACUUAUCAUGUGCCCUCACAGAAGGCUCAGGCUUUUACUGUCAAAUCAUAUGGCAAAUGUGCACUCGUCACCCACUUCCUCUCUUUGCUAACUUAACCGGUUUCUCCGAUCUUUGGAACUUACAGAUAUACCCUUCUUUCCACAUGUCAGUGCUGUCGGUAUUCGUACAACUCAAACAUUCAGACAAUUUGGAAACUAAUGGUUUAGUAAUUUAGGCUUGUUCUUCAAAGAAAUAUGAAACGACCCAAGAAGAUAAAAUAAGGGUUGUCCAAAAAAAGGAUAAAAUAAGUUAAAUAAUAAGCUAAUAACGAUUGUAGCAACAUCAUUCUAUGUUGAAUAUGAAGUUCCAAUAUAGAUUGGAUGAAAUUUGCUUACAUACGGUUAUGCCCCUAAAAGAUACUUGGCAACGAGCACGUGAGAGUAAGAUAUUAUCAUGAUUUUUCAAAACCACAAGGGCCCAACCAAAAAACAAAAAGCACAAGACGACAAACAGAGGAAUGAAAGCACCACUAGUGGCACUACCGUAAUAAACAGUAACUCCGGGGGCAUAAAGAGUGACCAAGCGUACAUAAACCCCAAUCUUCUUUCUUCUCUCAUUCAAACAAAUAAAGAAACAAGAGUCUAUUCUAACUAAGCCUCUCUUCUUCUUCGUCCAGGAUGAGAAUAUUGAAGACCCAAAGAUCCUCGAGAGGAGGAAGAAGAAACAGCAAGAAACAAGGAAGCAGAACAUCACAUGUUUCGUCACGAGCCAGCAUUAUCAGGAAUUGUUCUGGAAACAGUGGAGAUAAGUUCACCGAGAAGCUUCAAGCGCUUAAGAGUCUUCUUCCUCCGUCAGAGACGAACAAGACGUAUCACAAUCGUCACGUUGAGGAGAAACCAAAUAGUGGAGAGACGGAACAGCUGUUUCAAGAAACGGCGGAUUACAUCGUCAGGCUUAGGAACCAAGUCAUCGUGUUGCAAAAGCUAAUCGAGAUAUAUGGAUCAGCACCAUCCUCUGAUCAGACGGAAGACUUUGUCUUAUAAUGUUCAUAUUUUUAAAUUAUGAUUUUGUUUUCUGAAACUUUAAGCAUUUUAUUUUUAUGUAUUACGUACUUUAAACCUUUAUGGUUUUACGUAGUUUAAUGUAUAAUGGUCUUAUUUUUGUUCUCCGACAUACUAAUCAAAGCGCGUUGCUUGCUCGUUGUUGGCAUGAGCGACUAGCGACACGUUUAAUAGUUUGUUUGAUUGUUAAUGUUAGCUACCACCGACUAGCAACAACAAUCAAAGUAUGUUUGUUUUA
Brassica rapa (field mustard) is the source of this 3907-nucleotide messenger RNA. RefSeq lists its product as uncharacterized. The record is from RefSeq and is a predicted model, not a curated record. NCBI's taxonomy places the organism in Eukaryota, Viridiplantae, Streptophyta, Magnoliopsida, Brassicales, Brassicaceae. Gene Ontology annotation, biological process: regulation of DNA-templated transcription.